CCCCUCCACCCCCUCCCCUCCUCCUCCUCUUUCUCCAAAUGGAGAGAGUUCUUUUUUUUCUUCUUCCAUCUCAUCUAUUGAGUCAAGGAGCUGCUGCGGCCGCUGCCCGCUGCACACACACAGAGCAGAGUCCCCAGGUCCCGGGAGCGAGAGAGGCGCGCGGCGCGGGGGCAGAAUGGUCCAGCGGGUCGGUGAGGAGAACAAGAAAGCAGAGUCCGGGACCAAGCAGCCACCGCGAACCCAGCAGUCCGAGAACGAGCAGCCGUUUCAGAAGCCACCACCGCCAACCCCAGCCGCAGCAGCAGCGGGAGCAGCAGCAGCGGGAGCAGCAGCUGCCCCGGCCCGGCAUCGCUGAGACCCGCCGGGCACCGUCGCGUCGCCGGCAGCGGGCGCCGAGGGAGCCAGCGCGAGUGGCGGGGGUCUGCGCGCGCCUUCUGCCGUGAAGGGGUCGCGGCGUGGGGCGGGGACGUCUGGGGGGACUUGGGGACCGCUAGGCGUGCCCUGGAAGCGCCGGCUCUCGCCUUCCCGCGAGCUGGAUGUGGGCAGCGGCGGCCGCAGAGACCUCGGGACCCACGCGCAAUGUGGCAAUGGAAGGCGCAGGGUCUGAGUCCCCGGCAGCGGCCACGGCCGCAGCACCCGCAGCGCCCGCCGUGUGAGCGGCAGCAGCGGGUCUGUCACCCGGAGCCGGAGUCCCCGGCGGCCAGCAGCGUCCUCGCGAGCCGAGCGCCCAGGCGCGCCCGGAGCCCGCGGCGGCGGCGGCGGCGGCAACAUGGCCUCGGCUGGUAACGCCGCCGGGGCCCUGGGCAGGCAGGCCGGCGGCGGGAGGCGCAGACGGACCGGGGGACCGCACUGCGCCGCGCCGGACCGGGACUAUCUGCACCGGCCCAGCUACUGCGACGCCGCCUUCGCUCUGGAGCAGAUUUCCAAGGGGAAGGCUACUGGCCGGAAAGCACCGCUGUGGCUGAGAGCGAAGUUUCAGAGACUCUUAUUUAAACUGGGUUGUUACAUUCAAAAGAACUGCGGCAAAUUUUUGGUUGUGGGUCUCCUCAUAUUUGGGGCCUUCGCUGUAGGAUUAAAGGCAGCUAAUCUCGAGACCAAUGUGGAAGAGCUGUGGGUGGAAGUUGGUGGACGAGUGAGUCGAGAAUUAAAUUAUACCCGGCAGAAGAUAGGAGAAGAGGCUAUGUUUAAUCCUCAACUCAUGAUACAGACUCCAAAAGAAGAAGGCGCUAAUGUCCUAACCACAGAGGCUCUCCUGCAACACCUGGACUCAGCCCUGCAGGCCAGCCGUGUGCACGUCUACAUGUACAACAGGCAAUGGAAGUUGGAACAUUUGUGCUACAAGUCAGGGGAACUUAUCACAGAGACAGGUUACAUGGAUCAGAUAAUAGAAUACCUUUACCCUUGCUUAAUCAUUACACCUUUGGACUGCUUCUGGGAAGGGGCAAAGUUACAGUCGGGGACAGCAUACCUCCUAGGUAAGCCUCCUUUGCGGUGGACAAACUUUGACCCCUUGGAAUUCCUAGAAGAGUUAAAGAAAAUAAACUACCAAGUGGACAGCUGGGAGGAAAUGCUGAAUAAAGCUGAAGUUGGCCAUGGGUACAUGGACCGGCCCUGCCUCAACCCAGCCGACCCAGAUUGCCCUGCCACAGCCCCCAACAAAAAUUCAACCAAACCUCUUGAUGUGGCCCUUGUUUUGAAUGGUGGAUGUCAAGGUUUAUCCAGGAAGUAUAUGCAUUGGCAGGAGGAGUUGAUUGUGGGUGGCACAGUCAAGAAUGCCACUGGAAGACUGGUCAGUGCUCACGCCCUGCAGACCAUGUUCCAGUUAAUGACUCCCAAGCAAAUGUAUGAGCACUUUAGAGGCUACGAGUACGUCUCUCAUAUCAACUGGAAUGAGGAUAGGGCAGCAGCCAUCCUGGAGGCAUGGCAGAGGACGUAUGUGGAGGUGGUUCAUCAAAGCGUUGCCCCAAACUCCACUCAAAAGGUGCUUUCCUUCACCACCACAACCCUGGACGACAUCCUAAAAUCCUUCUCUGAUGUCAGCGUCAUCCGCGUGGCCAGUGGCUACCUCCUGAUGCUUGCCUAUGCCUGUUUAACCAUGCUGCGCUGGGACUGCUCCAAGUCCCAGGGUGCCGUGGGGCUGGCUGGCGUCCUGUUGGUUGCACUGUCCGUGGCUGCAGGAUUGGGCCUCUGCUCCUUGAUCGGGAUUUCCUUUAAUGCCGCGACAACUCAGGUUUUGCCAUUUCUUGCUCUUGGUGUUGGUGUGGACGAUGUCUUCCUCCUGGCACAUGCAUUCAGUGAAACAGGACAAAAUAAAAGGAUUCCAUUUGAGGACAGGACCGGGGAGUGCCUCAAGCGCACAGGAGCCAGCGUGGCCCUCACCUCCAUCAGCAAUGUCACCGCCUUCUUCAUGGCCGCACUAAUCCCUAUCCCUGCUCUGCGGGCGUUCUCCCUCCAGGCUGCCGUGGUAGUGGUGUUCAACUUUGCCAUGGUGCUGCUCAUUUUCCCUGCAAUUCUCAGUAUGGAUUUAUAUAGACGAGAGGACAGAAGACUGGAUAUUUUCUGCUGUUUCACAAGCCCCUGUGUCAGCAGGGUGAUUCAGGUGGAACCACAGGCCUACACAGAGCCUCACAGUAACACCCGUUACAGCCCCCCACCUCCUUACAGCAGCCAUAGCUUCGCCCACGAAACACACAUCACCAUGCAGUCCACUGUUCAGCUCCGCACAGAGUACGACCCUCAUACACAUGUGUACUACACUACCGCUGAGCCACGAUCCGAGAUCUCUGUACAGCCUGUCACCGUCACGCAGGACACCCUCAGCUGUCAGAGCCCCGAGAGCACCAGCUCCACCAGGGACCUGCUUUCCCAGUUUUCAGACUCCAGCCUUCACUGCCUCGAGCCCCCCUGCACCAAGUGGACGCUCUCUUCGUUUGCAGAGAAACACUAUGCUCCUUUCCUCUUGAAACCCAAAGCCAAGGUUGUGGUAAUCCUCCUUUUCCUGGGCUUGCUGGGGGUCAGUCUUUAUGGGACCACCCGAGUGAGAGACGGGCUGGACCUCACAGACAUUGUCCCUCGGGAAACCAGAGAAUAUGACUUCAUUGCUGCACAGUUCAAAUACUUUUCUUUCUACAACAUGUAUAUAGUCACCCAGAAAGCAGAUUACCCAAAUAUCCAACACCUACUUUAUGACCUUCAUAAGAGUUUCAGCAAUGUGAAGUAUGUCAUGCUGGAGGAGAACAAGCAACUUCCCCAAAUGUGGCUGCACUACUUCAGAGAUUGGCUCCAAGGACUUCAGGAUGCAUUUGACAGUGACUGGGAAACUGGGAGGAUCAUGCCCAACAAUUACAAAAAUGGCUCGGACGACGGGGUCCUCGCCUACAAACUCCUGGUGCAGACUGGCAGCCGAGACAAGCCCAUCGACAUUAGUCAGUUGACUAAACAGCGUCUGGUGGAUGCAGAUGGCAUCAUUAAUCCCAGCGCUUUCUACAUCUACCUGACGGCUUGGGUCAGCAACGACCCUGUAGCUUACGCUGCCUCCCAGGCCAACAUCCGGCCUCACCGACCAGAGUGGGUCCACGACAAAGCCGACUACAUGCCAGAGACCAGGCUGAGAAUUCCAGCAGCAGAGCCCAUCGAAUAUGCUCAGUUCCCUUUCUACCUCAACGGCCUGCGAGACACCUCAGACUUUGUGGAAGCCAUUGAAAAAGUGAGAAUCAUCUGUAACAACUACACGAGCUUGGGGCUGUCCAGCUACCCCAAUGGCUACCCCUUCCUGUUCUGGGAGCAGUACAUCAGCCUGCGCCACUGGCUGCUGCUGGCCAUCAGUGUGGUGCUGGCCUGCACGUUUCUGGUGUGUGCAGUCUUCCUGCUGAACCCCUGGACGGCUGGGAUCAUCGUCAUGGUCCUGGCUUUGAUGACAGUUGAGCUCUUUGGCAUGAUGGGCCUCAUUGGGAUCAAGCUGAGUGCUGUGCCUGUGGUCAUCCUGAUUGCAUCUGUCGGCAUCGGAGUGGAGUUCACCGUCCAUGUGGCUUUGGCCUUUCUGACAGCCAUUGGUGACAAGAACCACAGGGCCAUGCUUGCCCUGGAGCACAUGUUCGCUCCUGUUCUGGACGGUGCUGUGUCCACUCUGCUGGGCGUACUGAUGCUUGCAGGGUCCGAGUUUGAUUUCAUUGUCAGAUACUUCUUUGCUGUCCUGGCGAUCCUCACUGUCUUGGGGGUUCUCAACGGGCUGGUUUUGCUGCCCGUACUCUUGUCCUUCUUUGGACCGUGUCCUGAGGUGUCUCCAGCCAGUGGCCUGAACCGGUUGCCCACUCCUUCGCCUGAGCCGCCCCCAAGCGUCGUCCGGUUUGCAGUGCCUCCCGGACACACGAACAAUGGGUCUGAUUCCUCUGACUCAGAGUACAGCUCUCAGACCACAGUGUCUGGCAUCAGUGAGGAACUCAGGCACUAUGAGGCACAGCAGGGUUCCGGAGGUCCUGCCCACCAAGUGAUUGUGGAAGCCACAGAAAACCCCGUCUUUGCCCGGUCCACUGUGGUCCAUCCUGAAUUGAGACGGCACCCUCCCUUGAACUCUCGGCAGCAGCCCCACUCGGACUCUGGCUCCUUGUCCCCUGGACGGCAAGGCCAGCAGCCUCGAAGGGAUCCUCCCAGAGAAGGCUUGCGGCCACCCCCAUACAGACCGCGCAGAGACGCUUUUGAAAUUUCUACUGAAGGGCAUUCUGGCCCUAGCAAUAGGGACCGCUCAGGCCCCCGCGGGGCCCGUUCUCACAACCCUCGGAACCCAGCGUCCACUGCCAUGGGCAGCUCUGUGCCCAGCUACGGCCAGCCCAUCACCACUGUGACGGCUUCCGCUUCUGUGACUGUCGCUGUGCAUCCCCCACCUGGGCCUGGGCGUAACCCCCGAGGGGGUCCCUGUCCAGGCUAUGAGAGCUACCCUGAGACUGACCAUGGGGUGUUUGAGGAUCCCCAUGUGCCUUUUCAUGUCAGGUGCGAGAGGAGGGACUCGAAGGUGGAGGUCAUAGAACUACAGGACGUGGAGUGUGAGGAGAGGCCGUGGGGGAGCAGCUCCGACUGAGGGUAAUUAAAAUCUGAAGCAAAGAGGCCAAAGAUUGGAAAAACCCCACCCCCACCUCUUUCCAGAACUGACUGCUUGAAGAGAACUGCUUGGAAUUAUGGGAAAGCAGUUCAUUGUUACUGUAAUUGAUUGUAUUAUUUUGUGAAAUAUUUCUAUAAAUAUUUAAGAGGUGUACACAUGUAAUAUACAUGGAAAUGCUGUAAAGUCUAUGGCCUGGGGCCUCUCCACUCCUGCCCCAGAGUGGGGAGACCACAGGGCUCCUCCCCUGUGUACAUUGGUCUCUGUGCCACAACCAAGCUUAACUUAGUUUUUAAAAUCUCCCAGCAUAUGUCGCUGCUGCUUAAAUAUUGUAUAAUUUACUUGUAUAAUUCUAUGCAAAUAUUGCUUAUGUAAUAGGAUUAUUUGUAAAGGUUUCUGUUUAAAAUAUUUUAAAUUUGCAUAUCACAACCCUGUGGUAGGAUGAAAUGUUACUGUUAACUUUUGAACACGCUAUGCGUGAUAAUUGUUUAACGAGCAGACAUGAAGAAAACAGGUUAAUCCCAGUGGCUUCUCUAGGGGUAGUUUUGUGCAGUUUUUAUGGGUGUGUGUGUGUGAGUGUGUGAUUUCCCAGUGUACUGUACUGUGAUUUUUUGUUUUGUUCUUUUUUUUUUGUUUCUCUUUGCUUCGGGUGACCUUAGCUAUGGCCUAAAGUCCAGGUCUCUUUCUGUCUUGGUGCUGGUGGAAGGGUGGACCCGUCAUCUGCCUUAUUCUCUGGAAAUAUUCCAGAGAAGGAAACUUGGCUUCAUGCCUGCAGCAGCUCCUGAGGUCAUGAGUAGCCCUCCAGGGACUGCCCCUUGUGCUUCAAAGAGAAUACAUUCUCAUCAGUCAUAAUGUCAGGUGUCAGGGCCUCUGUAUGUGGAGCCAGCAGUCUUCAUUGGUGGUGAAUCUCAGCCGGGUUGUGAGAUUACACUCAAAGGAAGUGUGGUAUUGUACCUUUCUGAUGAGCAACACCUGGCACACAGCCUCCCAUCCCCAUAACCCAGAUACAGGCAGAAAAAUCUGUUUCAUUCAAGAUCUAUAUUCAAACCUUUACAAAUCCGAAUUCCUCUCGCUACAUUGACUGCCUGGUUGGGGUGUACUGAUGGUGCAGUCAGCUGUGUGGGAUGUGAGCUGCUGAAGACUCUUCAUGUGUUCUUGUCCUGUGCACACUCCAUUCCCUUCUCCACUGUUAGAAUUCAUCCAGUAUAAUGUCCAUGGAAGAGCAGGAAGGUGCCAUCCCAAAGAAGUAUAUAGAGGAAGCUCUUCGAACCAGGUGUUAGAUUUGAAAGUUUGAUCCUGUUCUCUUUCCCUGGCCAGAGACUAGUGGCGGGGAAGCAAUAUCCUCCCUUGUGAGUGAACACUGAGGACUUGUCUCAGAGGAAGGGAGCUAGUGCACGUGGGAGCUUCUGUGAGGAGUACAUUCUGCAAGCAACUUCCUUCAGUCCCUCCUGUCCUGUGUGGAAAUCUGUAACAGCAAUGGGCCCCUGGUAGUACCAGCAGUCUAGUGACCUCAGUCCGUAAAACUCAUCCCCAAACUGUAAGGUACUAAUUGGAAGCCACCUGUGGCUGCCGUGCGUACGUGCGCGCGCGCGCGCGCGCGUGUGUGUGUGUGUGUGUGUGUGUGUGUGUGUGCGUGUGCGCGUGCGCGUGCGCAUGUGCGUGUGCGUGUGUGAAUAUGCAGAGGCCCUGGACACCCACUGCUACUGUCUUAAUGCCUGUCAGGCUACUGUCUGCCUACCCAAAACCAGCUCUGCUCAGAUAGCUGGUGCCUGAGUUGAGAAGGGAGAUAGGAAACUGAAGCCGCCUCCCUGCAAUUCCUAGUUGUGUCUGUCACUCCUGAGCCUCGCUCGCUCGCGGCCUAGGGAAUUUGUACAGCCCUUUGGUUUCUGUACAUUGUGAAAUGCAUCAGCCAAGGCAGGAAGAACACAGAGCUGACAGGAGACUGCAGUCUUGGAGUGUGAGUGUUGUCUGUCUGUCUGUCUCAUCAUAGUUUUAUUUUGUCUGUAUUGUUUGUUUAUUUGGAUGUUUUAAUUUUUAAAAGAAAAGAUCUUUGCUGAUAUUUAUAAUUUUGUAUCAUAAGAAUGUCCUCCAGAAUUUGUCAUGCCAGUUUAUAACAACAAAAAAAAAUGCAGGGAUUUUAUUUCUAUUGGAAACACUAUUGCAGUUAUGUUUUACUUUUGAACAGAAGUUUUAUUUGUAUAGAGUGCUUACUAAUGUUAAAUAGUUCAGAGUAUAUAACAUUUACAUUAAGGACUCAUGGUAGGUUUUAGUGUACGGAGUUUAAAGGAAAUAAAUAUUCAAACUGGGUCUCGUCUGCCAAAUUGGGUGGAAAUGAGUUUGUGUCAUUUCAAUUACAGAGAUGAAAGUAUGCCAUAUAAUUUAUUUAUAUGAAAAUUUAUUUUUGUAGUGUACAUAGUAGUCAUCAAGUCUUUGGACAGAAGUAUAUUUUUAAAGAAUUUAUAUGUGAUGAAAUCCGUAAUGUCUGGAACUUUGCUGAGACAUGAGUAUGAGGACACUUUUCAUUGUAAAUGACAGCAGGAAGAGGAAACUUUUAACAGUGUUAAGAGAGUUCAAGUGAGCAGCUAUCCAUGUGAUUGGGAAGUGUUGACGUGAGCAUUGUGACCUGGUAUGGUUCUCAGAUGAAAAUGUACAAAACUCUCUAAAUAUUAAUGUUCAAACACUGAUAGAAAUUCUAACAUGAAUAAAGAUAAUAUAACUUGUUGGUUUA
Messenger RNA from Peromyscus leucopus (white-footed mouse), 7820 nucleotides. It is a transcript of the gene Ptch1, whose product is annotated as patched 1. The transcript is spliced from 24 exons. Gene Ontology annotation, biological process: smoothened signaling pathway. Gene Ontology annotation, molecular function: hedgehog receptor activity; smoothened binding; hedgehog family protein binding. The record is from RefSeq and is a predicted model, not a curated record. Lineage: Eukaryota; Metazoa; Chordata; Mammalia; Rodentia; Cricetidae. The coding region runs from base 770 to 5074 and encodes 1434 amino acids. Gene Ontology annotation, cellular component: plasma membrane.